Penicillium vulpinum is the source of this 1182-nucleotide messenger RNA. Its product is annotated as class I SAM-dependent methyltransferase. The coding region runs from base 1 to 1182 and encodes 393 amino acids. NCBI's taxonomy places the organism in Eukaryota, Fungi, Ascomycota, Eurotiomycetes, Eurotiales, Aspergillaceae. The transcript has a single exon. Gene Ontology annotation, molecular function: methyltransferase activity. The record is from RefSeq and is a predicted model, not a curated record.
AUGGAAGAAGCUUCAGAGUUCACUAGGCGAUUAUCGCCCAAUUCUUCAAUUCCGGGUCCAAUAAUUCGUGCCCCUGGGUUGCCGGAUAUCCCGGAACUCCCAUUGCUGGACAUUGCGCUUGAAGCUGAUAGCAACCAGCAAAAAGAGAGUAUUCUCCCAUCGCCUGUACUGGCCCCAAUUCCAGAGAAAAGCUCCGAAGACAGUGACAGCGAGAACAUAAACCCCUUGCUACCUGCAUCAAGUACGUCAUUCGCUGAAAUUGAAUUCUUGACUUCAACGAGGGAUCUGCCAACGCCGCAUUCUUCGCCGGCUCCACUGAAGCCAACAACUAUGUCUGCUCCCCAAGUGGGUCACGAUAGUUCUAACCUCACUCCAUCAUCCACACCAUCUUUACCCAUAAACUCUUUAUCACCAGACAGUGAUGGUAAUGGAGACAUAUCCUCUGCAGCAUCAACAAACAAUGAUUCAGACUCAGUCUUUGAUGAUGGACAAUCAGAAAAUACAUCCAGCUACACAGCUUCACUGCUAUCCGAUGUGAAAAAUUACACUUAUGAAAAUGGAAGACGAUAUCACUCAUACCGCGAAGGCCUCUACGUCCUUCCCAACGACGAACCAGAACAAGAUCGACAAGAUCUUCUUCAUCACGUCCGGAAUCUCGUGCUAAAUGGCCGGCUGUUUCGAGCCCCAUUAGACAAUAAUAUCCAACGUGCUCUCGACAUUGGGACCGGCACCGGAAUAUGGGCCAUCGACUUCGCCGACAGCUUUCCCAGUGCCGAGGUAACAGGGACUGACCUAAGUCCCAUCCAGCCAUCAUGGGUCCCACCAAAUCUUCGUUUUGUGGUGGAUGACGCCGAGUCGCAAUGGCUGUACAGCCCAAGCAAGCCCUUUGACUUCAUCCAUGCCCGGGAUCUAGGCGGUGCUAUCGCUGACUGGCCGCGGCUGAUAUGCCAGAGCUACGAGCAUUUGCGUCCUGGUGGAUGGAUUGAGUUGCAGGAGUUUGAGGUUAUGCUCAGGUCGGACGAUAAUUCGAUCAGUCUUGCGCCAGCGCUGUGUGAGUUUCUUGAUCGACUGACUCAGGCCAGCGAGGCAUUCCACCGACCUAUGAAUAUCGCCGAAGGGCACCGGCAGCGGCUGGUUGAGGCUGGUUUUGAAGAUGUUCGAGAUGAAGUGUACAAGGUGUGA